Lodderomyces jiufengensis is the source of this 1131-nucleotide messenger RNA. It is a transcript of the gene MVD, whose product is annotated as diphosphomevalonate decarboxylase. Gene Ontology annotation, molecular function: ATP binding; diphosphomevalonate decarboxylase activity. The transcript is spliced from 2 exons. Gene Ontology annotation, biological process: isoprenoid biosynthetic process; isopentenyl diphosphate biosynthetic process, mevalonate pathway. Bases 1 to 1131 code for a protein of 376 amino acids. The record is from RefSeq and is a predicted model, not a curated record. NCBI's taxonomy places the organism in Eukaryota, Fungi, Ascomycota, Pichiomycetes, Serinales, Debaryomycetaceae. Gene Ontology annotation, cellular component: cytosol.
AUGACCAUAUAUCAGGCUUCAGUAACUGCUCCUGUAAAUAUAGCGACUCUCAAAUAUUGGGGUAAGAGAGAUAAAGAUUUAAAUUUACCAACAAAUUCAUCAAUUUCAGUAACAUUAUCACAAAAUGAUUUAAGAACAUUAACUACUGCAUCAUGUUCUUCUGAUUUUAAAGAAGAUAAAUUAUGGUUGAAUGGUAAAAAUGAAAAUUUACAAACUCCAAGAACUCAAGCAUGUUUAAAAGAUUUAAGAAAAUUGAGAUUUGAAUUAGAAGAAUCAAAUUCAAAUUUACCAAAAAUUUCAAAUUUAAAUUUACAUAUAGUAUCAGAAAAUAAUUUCCCAACUGCUGCAGGAUUAGCUUCAUCUGCAGCUGGUUUUGCUGCUUUAAUUUCAUCAAUUGCAAAAUUAUAUAAAUUACCACAAGAUAUGUCAGAAUUAAGUAAAAUUGCAAGAAAAGGGUCCGGAUCAGCUUGUAGAUCAUUAUUUGGAGGAUUUGUUGCUUGGGAAAUGGGAAAUUUAGAAAAUGGUGAAGACUCAAAAGCUAUUGAAAUUGCUUCCAUAAAUCAUUGGCCAAGUUUAAAAGCUAUUAUUUUAGUUGUUUCAGAUGAUAAAAAAGAUACUCCAUCUACUUCAGGUAUGCAAUUAACUGUAAAAACAUCAGAUUUAUUUAAUUAUAGAAUUAAAGAAGUUGUACCUAAAAGAUUUGAAGAAAUGAAAAAAUCAAUAUUAAAUAAAGAUUUCCCAAAAUUUGCUGAAUUAACAAUGAAAGAUUCUAAUCAAUUUCAUUCUGUUUGUUUAGAUUCUUAUCCACCAAUUUUUUAUUUAAAUGAUACAAGUAAAAAAAUUAUUAAAUUAAUUGAAAAAAUAAAUAGUGAUCAAAAAGAACCAAUUGCUGCUUAUACAUUUGAUGCCGGUCCAAAUGCUGUUAUUUAUUACGAUGAAAAAGAUGAAGAUACAAUUUUAAGUGAAAUAUAUAAAUAUUUUGGUGAUGUUGAUGGUUGGAAUGAUAAAAAAUAUAAAUUUGAACAAAAUCAAAAAAUUAAUGGAGUUUCUAAAGUUAUAUUAACAUCUAUUGGUGGAGGUCCAAAACAAGUUGAAGAAUCUUUAAUCAAUGAUCAAGGAUUGCCUAAAUAG